AUAUAUAUAAGGCCCAUACAAGCCUAGACAUAGACAAAUAGAGAGAGAGUGAAAGAAAGAAAGAAAGUCAGUCAUGGGGAGACCUCCUUGCUGUGAAAAAGUUGGCAUCAAGAAAGGUCCAUGGACUCCUGAAGAAGACAUCAUCUUAGUCUCUUAUAUUCAAGAACAUGGUCCUGGGAAUUGGAGAUCAGUGCCCACCAACACAGGUUUGUUAAGGUGUAGCAAAAGUUGCAGGCUUAGAUGGACUAAUUAUCUAAGACCAGGAAUCAAGAGAGGGAAUUUCACUCCCCAUGAAGAAGGAAUGAUAAUUCACUUGCAAGCUCUAUUGGGUAACAAAUGGGCGGCAAUAGCUUCUUAUCUUCCACAAAGAACAGACAAUGACAUAAAGAACUAUUGGAACACCCACUUAAAGAAGAAGCUAAGUAAGCUUCAACCAGCCUUGGAAGAUCACACAUCAAGUAGUACAACAACAACACCAACACCACAAUUCUUAGCAUCAAAGAGUAGUUUUGUUGAAAGAAGAAGCUUUGAUCAUCAUCAUCUCACUAGCAGCCAUGGAUCAUCACUCUCUCCUCCUCUAAGGCCUAACCAAUCCUCCACAUAUGCUUCAAGCACUGAAAACAUCUCAAGACUCCUUGAAGGUUGGAUGAGAUCAUCACCAAAAAAGCAUCAAAACAGUGCCACCUCAUCACAAGCCAUGACUAGUACUUCUACCACCACUCCUCUUCAUUGCUAUGAACCCAAAGCUGAGCAAGAAUGUGAAGAUGAUCAUCGUAUGAUAUCGAACGAUGAUUUUGAGUCUAUAUUGUCGUUCGGAAACUUGAUUAAUGCUAAUAAUUCAGGAUGGGAGAAGUCUAGCUGUGAUUGUGAGACAAAAGGGUGUCUAGAUGAUGAUUUUGUCAAGGGUGACAAGGAUGAGAUUGUGAUGGAUCAUAAGAAGCAAAGUCAAGGCAUUAACACUACUCCUACUCCUCCUCCUCCUCCAUUAUCAUUUCUUGAGAAGUGGCUCUUGGAUGAAAGUGGUGCUCAAGUUGAAGAUAUAAUGGAGCUAUCACCAAUGUUUUGAGAAUUGAUGUCAUUGUUUAAUUAAGUCCCUUUUUCUUUUCUUCUUUUUAAUUAAGACUUGUUUUUUAGUUUUGAGUUAUAAGUAUGAAUGCAUAGAAGACCUAGGUGAAAAAAGAAGAAGAAGAAGAAGAAGUAUUGAUUAUCUCUCUCUAGGGUUUUAAUCUUUUUAUUACUAUAUAUGUGAGGUUCUGAAAAGUUGGGAUCUCUUCUUCAAACUGUAAUUAACAUCAUUAUCUUUCAAUGGGCAUUAAUGU
Messenger RNA from Tripterygium wilfordii, 1319 nucleotides. Its product is annotated as transcription factor MYB60-like. The record is from RefSeq and is a predicted model, not a curated record. NCBI's taxonomy places the organism in Eukaryota, Viridiplantae, Streptophyta, Magnoliopsida, Celastrales, Celastraceae. The transcript is spliced from 3 exons. The coding region runs from base 74 to 1066 and encodes 330 amino acids. Gene Ontology annotation, biological process: response to auxin.